AUGCGAGCGACCUAGGGCGGAGGGCCUGAGGCGCCAGAUCUGAACUUACGGAGGGUAACCCCUCAAACUUUGAUUACAUCACUCCUCACCUCGCGCAAAGGACGGAUUUUUAUUUCUUUUUCUUUUCUUUUUUUUUUCUUUUUUUCAAGAGAGACUCAAACUUCGGCACUUGAUCCCUUUUCUUGGAUUGCUUUGGAGGAGCCCAUUUGCUGGCGGCGUCGGGAACAUUCAGGACUGUGUUAUUUUAAUUCUUAUUUUUAAAGUGACAGAGGAUCAGACUUUUUAAAUGUUUGGGAUUCAAGAUACUUUAGGAAGAGGACCAGCUCUUAAAGAGAAAUCGCUGGGCGGCGAGAUGGAUUCGGUCAGGUCCUGGGUGCGGAAUGUCGGCGUGGUGGACGCCAAUGUCGCGGCGCAGAGCGGGGUCGCCCUGUCCCGGGCCCACUUUGAGAAGCAGCCUCCCUCCAACUUGAGGAAAUCCAACUUCUUUCAUUUCGUCCUGGCGCUCUACGACAGGCAGGGGCAGCCGGUGGAAAUCGAGCGCACAGCAUUCGUGGAUUUUGUGGAGAACGAUAAAGAACAAGGCAACGAGAAGACCAACAACGGCACCCACUACAAGUUACAGCUCCUCUACAGUAACGGCGUCCGCACGGAGCAAGACCUCUAUGUCAGGCUCAUCGACUCGGUCACUAAGCAGCCCAUAGCAUAUGAGGGACAGAAUAAGAAUCCUGAAAUGUGCCGAGUUCUCCUGACCCACGAAGUCAUGUGCAGUCGAUGUUGCGAAAAGAAAAGCUGUGGAAACCGAAAUGAGACGCCUUCGGACCCUGUCAUCAUUGACAGAUUCUUUUUAAAAUUUUUCCUCAAGUGCAAUCAGAAUUGUUUGAAAACAGCAGGAAACCCAAGGGACAUGAGACGGUUUCAGGUUGUGUUGUCAACAACAGUGAAUGUGGAUGGGCACGUGCUGGCCGUUUCUGACAACAUGUUUGUUCAUAACAAUUCCAAGCAUGGGCGAAGAGCACGAAGACUGGACCCGUCGGAAGCUACUCCCUGCAUCAAAGCCAUUAGCCCAAGUGAAGGCUGGACCACAGGAGGAGCCAUGGUCAUCAUCAUUGGGGAUAACUUCUUUGAUGGUCUUCAAGUGGUCUUUGGGACCAUGCUUGUAUGGAGUGAGCUAAUAACCCCCCAUGCCAUCAGAGUACAGACUCCUCCUCGGCACAUCCCUGGAGUAGUAGAAGUGACAUUAUCUUAUAAAUCCAAACAGUUCUGCAAAGGAGCCCCUGGAAGGUUCAUUUACACAGCAUUAAAUGAACCCACCAUAGACUAUGGCUUCCAGAGACUGCAAAAAGUCAUCCCAAGGCAUCCUGGAGAUCCAGAGAGAUUAGCUAAGGAAAUGCUGUUGAAAAGAGCUGCUGAUCUGGUGGAGGCCCUCUAUGGCACACCCCACAAUAACCAGGACAUCAUUUUGAAGCGAGCUGCAGACAUUGCGGAAGCCCUCUACAGUGUCCCCAGGAAUCCCAGCCAGAUUCCAGCUCUGUCCAGCUCCCCAGCUCACAGUGGCAUGAUGGGAAUCAACUCUUAUGGCAGCCAGCUUGGGGUCAGCAUCUCAGAGUCAACACAAGGAAAUAACCAAGGAUACAUCCGCAACACAAGCAGCAUCUCUCCACGGGGCUACUCUUCCAGCUCCACACCUCAACAGUCUAAUUACAGUACCUCCAGUAACAGUAUGAAUGGCUACAGCAAUGUCCCCAUGGCAAACCUGGGUGUUCCAGGAUCACCAGGGUUUCUGAAUGGCUCACCUACAGGCUCCCCUUAUGGAAUCAUGUCAUCGAGUCCCACCGUUGGAUCUUCCAGCACGUCCUCCAUCCUCCCAUUUUCCUCUUCAGUUUUUCCUGCUGUCAAACAGAAGAGUGCCUUCGCCCCUGUCAUCAGGCCCCAAGGCUCCCCUUCGCCUGCUUGCUCCAGUGGCAAUGGAAAUGGAUUCAGAGCCAUGACCGGACUUGUCGUACCCCCGAUGUAAAGAAGAGGAAGAACUGCUUUCUUAUAGCACAAAACUACUUAUCCCGAUGGACCAAUAAUGAAGAAAGCACCAUGAGCUCUUUGGGGAGAGUUGUGCCCCCAAGCAAAUGUGAUGGAUGAGUUUGGGUAUGCAAGGAGCCGGCAUCUCACUUGUUCUCACAUUCUUCUCGUAGCACUGAUGGUGGCUACACAAACUGACCCUCUUGGGAGACAAGGACAAAUGACGUCAUUGACGUGGUCAGUGCUAAGAGCAGAAAUGCAAUUCUUUGUUAUGAACAUUAUGAAAACCACCUUCCUAUGUUUGUAAAAUAUUUAAGAAAAAAA
This is a messenger RNA of Tupaia belangeri chinensis (Chinese tree shrew), 2337 nucleotides long. It is a transcript of the gene EBF2, whose product is annotated as EBF transcription factor 2. The transcript is spliced from 16 exons. The record is from RefSeq and is a predicted model, not a curated record. Lineage: Eukaryota; Metazoa; Chordata; Mammalia; Scandentia; Tupaiidae. The coding region runs from base 287 to 2014 and encodes 575 amino acids. Gene Ontology annotation, biological process: regulation of DNA-templated transcription. Gene Ontology annotation, molecular function: DNA-binding transcription factor activity; DNA binding.